AGAUCGUGAGAAUUUUUUUCAGUUUUACAUUACCCUCCAACUACAACAUGGAUUCACUCGACAACCUGGAUCCCGAGCUUCCUGCCCUUUCCUAUGACGACGACGUCGCUUAUGAAGACCAGCACCCGACGCACCCAUCAAAUGACCCUGGGCGGGCAGCCCUCGCCAAUCGUAUUGGGACCUCAAAAGUCUACUUACUGUCUGAAUCAUCCACGGCUAGAGUCGGCAAGCGCAAGCAUGCCGAUGAAGACGAGGACGAGACAUUGCGGGACGGGGGCGGCGAGGACGAGAUGGAUGAAGGUAUGAUGGGUAUUUGCCAGGCACACCAAUCUCUCACCUUCCCUACUGCUCGACUCUUCGCCUAUGCCACGCACUUUGACGCACAUCCCCUCGGCCUGGAAUGGAUCAACGACAACACUUGCGUGUUUGUCUUUGAAACCAAGGCUGGUGCACGUGCUGGCCAGCGUUUUCUGCAAAAGUCUCCGGCAGAAGAGCCGGACGAAGACGACUUUGUCACCGCGAAGCCAAUACCUGUCGCACUAUGGCCACCGGAGGAGCGCAUCAACAAGAGCCUUGGGAAGGGUGAGGGCUUGAAGGGAGUGAUUAGGAUGCGCUGGGCGAGGGAAGGAGACGUGAAGAAGCGCGGGGCAAAGAAGGACAGUGAGUUUUACAAGAAACACGGGAGUUAUGCUGGGAAAGAGGUAUAUGAUGAUAGGGAGGGUCCUGGUGUAAACAAGAGGAGGAGAAGGAACCCAGAAGAGGAUAAAGCAUUGCUGGAUCAGGACCUGGACGAGUUUCUUGCAGAAGAUGAGCCAGAUACCGCACCAUCGCCGCCAUCCAAGAUGUACUCGGACUAUAUCUCGUCAGAUGGUCGUACGUUACUCGAGCGUACCUCUGCCCGUGAACAUCCAGAGCCGGGUACUUUGGCGGGACGUUUGACUGAACGGCGCUCUCAGCGCUCAAAGAACGGGCGACCGUCGCAUGAUAGAGAGAGACGCAGACGGCGUGGUGGACGAGGAUCAGAGAGACGGAGAGGUGAAGAGCGUCCAAAUAAGAGUCAGCAGGAGCUAGAUGAUGAACUAGACGCUUUUUUAAGGGAAGGGGAGUGAUUCAUCCUGCACGUUUUGGUUUGGCUCUUGUAUUUUUAUUUAUGAAAAACUCCCUUCUCAGUUGUACCCCACGAAUCACAUAUCUUUCAGAGCUUUCGUCAGAAGAACAGGCACCUGUCCACUUAUGACUUUGGCUAGUCACUGUGAUUGUCGACUCAUGGACUUACCGCAUCAGUCGUUCCUUUUGAAGCUAUCAUGUAUCUUGGUGACUCCAAUCAUGGGA
This is a messenger RNA of Desarmillaria tabescens, 1332 nucleotides long. RefSeq lists its product as uncharacterized. The record is from RefSeq and is a predicted model, not a curated record. Bases 48 to 1109 code for a protein of 353 amino acids. Lineage: Eukaryota; Fungi; Basidiomycota; Agaricomycetes; Agaricales; Physalacriaceae. The transcript is spliced from 3 exons.